Molecule: messenger RNA, 834 nt
Organism: Aspergillus bombycis
Lineage: Eukaryota; Fungi; Ascomycota; Eurotiomycetes; Eurotiales; Aspergillaceae
Product: sugar phosphate isomerase/epimerase family protein
Exons: 1
Coding region: 1-834 (277 amino acids)
Source: RefSeq, a predicted model, not a curated record
AUGCUAAGCAAUAAAUUGGCGAUCAGUAGCCUGUCGUUAGGCCAGCACCCUUCGCACUUGUUAGACCACAAGAUUAGGGUCGCCGCUUCCCACGGCUUUGCGGGUAUUGAGAUCGUCUUCUCUGACAUCGACAUCUACGCACGAGCGAAGAGUCUUUCUCUGUCAGAGGCAGCAGCAGAGAUUCAAGGGAUAUGCAAAGCACACCGGAUCGAGAUUCUGUCCCUAGCUCCAUUUGAGAACUUCGAAGGGCAUAACUCGCCUCUCGAGGAAAGGCUACAGACGGCCAGAAAGUGGAUCGACAUUGCGAGAAUCUUAAACGCGACAUAUCUCCAGGUGCCCGCUCAGUACAGUAGUGACUGCACUGGGGUUGAGGCGGUGGUCGUCUCGGAGUUACAGCAGCUGGCAGAUCUUGCCCGUGCACAACCGCCAAUGGUCAGCAUUGCUUACGAGCCGAUGUCAUGGUCCACACAUUCCUCAACAUGGCAAAGCGCACUGCACAUCGUUCAAUGUGUGGAUCGACCAAAUUUUGGACUUUGCCUAGACAGCUUCCACGAGCUCACGAAACUGUGGGCGAGUCCAUUCGACGCAUCGGGUAAGCUGCCCAACGCGGACGAUGAUCUACGAGCAUCGCUACGCGAUUUCCAAGAUCAUUGCCCUCUCGAUAAGAUCUGCUACGUGCAACUCUCAGACGGUGAACGUUUUAACCCCCCUUUUCAACAUCCCAUCCGUGGUAUCUCGAGGGCGAGGCGCCACAGUUUACAUGGUCACGACAUGCUCGUCCAUUUCCCCUGGAAACGGAGCUGGGUGGAUAUCUACCUGUACCAGAAGUCGUAA